GAAGAGGCAAUGGGCCGGGUCACUUUUAUAGCAUUUCAAAAAAUGGUCAUAUUUUUGUCCAAAAGAAAGUUGAGGAGUCAUAUUGAUGCCACUCUUUCUAAGAAAAAUGCGUGAUAGAAUUGUCUAUAGACAGACAACUAGUCUGCCGGGGGAUAGACGAAUGUAUCCCAACCAAACUCGGGUAAUAUAACGGCAGCUACAGACACAAACACAUGGCCUCAACGGAAAUACAAAACUAUGCCCAGACUACUUUCGGGUCCCAAGUUACAGCCCCAUCGAAUCCGCAUAAUUUUGCAUUCAACUGCGUCAUUAGAGCAAUCUUUCACGAAAGAUGCUUUAUUUUUUUUAUUUUUCCCAUGUGGAUCUCUUCUGACUGGUAACAAACAAACCAUUUGGCCAAAUGGACUGACCUAUCCAUCGCCAUAGCCUUCCUUUUCAAUUCUUCUCUCGUCCAAGAAACCAUCCGGAAGCAUUUGACCCUUUGACCUCGAAACUCUCUGUUCAUUCUUUAGUCUGGUUUGGAAAAUUAAUCUGGGAAUUGGGAUGGUAAGAUUUAAAGAAGCACCGAUAUGUGCUUUUGUUUUUAUACUAUCAAUCGCUUCUUCUGCUCAGCUUGAUGGAUUCUUCUACACCAGAUUCAAUAAGCCAGAGAACAACAUCAGUUUUAGUGGGGUGGCGACGGUCGCCGGAGAUGGAGUUCUUCAGCUGACGAAUCAGUCCCACCGGACAAAGGGUCACGCUUUCUAUUCCGCUCCCUUCAAAUUCAAGAAUUCCCCCAACGGCUCGGCUUUCUCCUUCUCCACCUGUUUCGCCAUAGCCGUGAUCCCUGAAUAUGAGAAGCUCGGCGGCCAUGGCCUCGCCUUCGCCAUUUCCCAGUCUCUGGAUUUCAGCACGGCUCUUCCCAGCCAGUAUCUUGGCCUGCUCAACUCCCACAACAUUGGGAAUUCGUCGAACCAUCUUUUCGCUGUUGAGUUCGACACAGUCCAGGAUUACGAGUUUGACGACAUUGAUGGUAACCAUGUCGGGAUUAACGUUAACAGCUUGGUUUCCAAUAAGUCCGCCGGAGCUGCGUAUUUCACCGGUGAUUUUAAGAAACGAUAUCUGAAUCUCACCUGUGGAAAGGUGAUUCUUGCUUGGGUGGAAUACGAUUCUGGUUCAAAUCUCAUUAAUGUCACCAUUUCCCCUUCUUCUUUGAAACCCAGAAUUCCCCUUCUGUCACACCGCUUAGAUCUAUCUGGUGUUCUGAAAGAGAAUAUGUACGUCGGCUUCUCUUCCUCCACCGGGCUCCUCGCCGGAGCUCAUUACAUAUUAGGGUGGAGCUUUAAAAUCAACGGCGAAGCCAAAAGCAUCAAUCUUCAUUCUCUCCCAUCGAUCCCCGGAGUCAAGAAAAGGCACGUGGCUCUCGUUGCUUCGGCCUCUGCGUCGGCGGCGGUUUUAGCCUUACUUUCCGUUCUGGUGGGAGUUUAUGUGUUCAAGAAAGUCAAGAAUGCUGACGUGGUGGAGUCGUGGGAGCUUGAGAUUGGUCCGCACAGAUAUUCCUAUGGUGAACUCAAGAAAGCCACAGGCGGUUUCAAGAACAGCGAAUUACUCGGGCAGGGCGGAUUCGGUCAGGUCUACAAGGGGAUUUUGUAUGUUUCCAAAACUGAAAUCGCAGUGAAAAGAAUCUCGAAUGAAUCCCGACAGGGGCUACGGGAAUUUGUGUCCGAAAUCUCAACAAUUGGGAGGCUAAGACAUAGGAAUCUGGUACAGUUACUAGGAUGGUGCAGAACCCGUUGUGAUCUAAUGCUCGUCUACGAUUACAUGCCGAACGGAAGCUUGGAUGGUUUCCUAUUUGACCGUCCCAAGUCAGUGUUAACAUGGGAACAAAGGUUCAACAUUAUCAAAGGCGUCGCCUCGGGACUGUUAUACUUACACGAGGAAUAUGAACAAGUUGUGAUACACCGUGACAUCAAGGCUAGUAAUGUGCUGUUGGACGGGGAGAUGAAUGGACGUUUAGGGGAUUUCGGGCUCGCUAGGUUACACGAGCACGGGAGCAAUCCGGGGAUGACUCGGGUUGUGGGGACAUUGGGCUACUUGGCACCAGAGCUUUCGAGGACAGGUAUAGCAACGACAAAAUCAGACGUGUUCGCAUUUGGGGCGUUGUUGUUGGAAGUGGUUUGUGGAAGGAGGCCAAUAGAGUUGAAGGCCGCUCGGAUACGGGAGUUGGUUUUGGUAGAUUUGGUAUGGGAGAAGUUGAAAGAAGAGAGGAUUAUCGACGUGGUGGAUUGGAGGAUGAAGGGGAAGUUUAAGGAGGAUCAAGUGGUGAUGGUGUUGAAGUUGGGGCUCAUUUGCUCAAGCAAUGACCCGACCGCCCGACCAAGCAUAAGGCAGGCAUUGAGUUACCUCGACGGAGAAGCCCGAUUGCCCGAGGUUAUGAUGGAGCCGGAUCAUCAACACAACGAGAAUAAUAACAAUGACAGAAAUGAUGGGGGAGUUGGGAUUCAAGAGCAUUGUGAGCUUACUUCCUCACAGAUUGGUACUAUUUUUGCUUCCUCAUCAUCUGCUUCACCUCAUUCCCCUUACUAGAAUAGUAGGGGGUAAAAGAGUCUGUUUGCCAUCGUCCAUAGUCAGAGUUCCAUACUUGUUUCUGGCUAGCAAAACUUGAUGGGCAUUAUUUCUCAUUUAGAGUCCCUAUAAAGACACAGAUAGGUUUGGAAGCAUAUAUGGUUCAUACUUGAAUUGGGAGUUCCAUAAAUGAUUCAAAGCAAAUGGGCAAGUGCAGGGAUAAUAACACAGUGAAACAAUGUUGGAUUAUAAUACAGCAAAUGCUCAAAAUAUGCUGGGCGCCUGGGCUGACAAACUACAGGUUCAUUUGGGUCUUUAGAAAAGGGCCUCACUAAGUAUGGGGCUAAAGAUGUUUUCUAUUGUACCGUUUUCAAUCCCAGACUUGUUCAUAUUAACUCAGAUAAGACCAGACUUAAAUAAACAAGACUACACAAGACUAGACCUAUAUGUUAGUUUUUAACUGCGAAGUAUAUAUGUUAUUUGAUACUUCAAAAAAUAUAAAAAAUAGAUAAAAA
Molecule: messenger RNA, 3059 nt
Organism: Cuscuta europaea
Lineage: Eukaryota; Viridiplantae; Streptophyta; Magnoliopsida; Solanales; Convolvulaceae
Source: the annotation of a GenBank genome assembly